Exophiala oligosperma is the source of this 3291-nucleotide messenger RNA. RefSeq lists its product as uncharacterized. Gene Ontology annotation, molecular function: chromatin binding. Gene Ontology annotation, cellular component: condensin complex. The coding region runs from base 180 to 3170 and encodes 996 amino acids. The record is from RefSeq and is a predicted model, not a curated record. Gene Ontology annotation, biological process: mitotic chromosome condensation. NCBI's taxonomy places the organism in Eukaryota, Fungi, Ascomycota, Eurotiomycetes, Chaetothyriales, Herpotrichiellaceae. The transcript is spliced from 2 exons.
GACAGAACCUCAACAAACGACUGGCAGAUCCGGUGCAAGGAGUCAUAGACGACCCUUUAAUGCUGCAAUAGUCGUCCCCUUUAGGACCCAGUGGCACGAGGAACGUCCCUCGCGAGGUGAAUUGGACUGACUGAGUACUCCUCUCGAGCGUGACUUCGAAAUCAAGACGACCACACAACAUGCCUCGCGUUUCGACACAAGGCGGAGGCCGCCCGAGCAGGCAAGCGGUGGUGAUGAACAUGGCUCGUGAAAGGAGCAAGGGGUCGCCGAUAAAGUUGGCGUUGAACGAUGAUCGUGGCGAAAAAGCCGCCCGCCUACAGUCUCGACAAGCCCUCCAAGAAAUCCACAUGAACGAGAUACGCGCCGCAGCGAGUCCCGUCCGGAAGAUCAACCAGCAUCGCAAUCGCGAUCGGCGAGACACUUCUGGGAGUCGAGCCAUGUCCGAGUCCUCCCCCCGCACACCGCGCACGAGCGAUGCGCACCUGCGUAAAAAGGUCGCGCUGCAUAGGAGGCAGAGUCAGCAGCAGAAUCACGGCGGAGGCCAAAAUGCAAACAGCCCGCGGGGCGAUACGCUGACACCCAUGAAGCGCGUGCCUAUCCUCGCAAACUUUGAAGAGUGGAUGAAGAUGGCUACGGACAACAAGAUCAAUGCCGCGAAUUCCUGGAAUUUCGCCUUGAUCGACUAUUUCCACGACAUGAGUUUGCUGAAGGAAGGGGACGGGGUGAACUUCCAAAAAGCCAGCUGCACGCUUGAUGGGUGCGUCAAGAUCUACACAAGUCGCGUUGACAGCGUGGCCACCGAGACUGGUCGGUUGCUCAGUGGUCUUGCGGAUGGCGCAGAGGGAAAGAAGCGAAACAAGGACGACGGCGAGGAAGACGAUGACGAAGAAGGUGACGAGGGCGAGGAUGGUGUGGGCGAAGACGGGGAAGGAAAGAAGAAGAGCAAAAAGAAGAGCGCGCGGAGUCAUGAAGCGACACUUGCACCGGGAUUUGCGAGUUUCCAAGGGAAAAAACUCGAGCUCGAAUUCGCAGUCGACCCCCUGUUCAAGAAGGCGUCGGCAGAUUUCGAUGAGGGAGGGGCUAAGGGUCUCUUGCUGAAUCAUCUGUCCAUUGACUCGGAUGGGCGGAUUGUGUUCGAUAGCAGUGACGACGCAGGUGAUGCGACGCUAGCGGCGGACAAAGACAAAAGCCAGCAUCAGGAUGAGGAUGAUCAAGAAGACGAGGCGGACGCAGCUGUUGCAGAAGCUACGAAAGCCGCUGCGGAAACGGAUGAGGCAGAGAUUGAGGAGCCAACUCGUACACCAGAUGCCGAAGAGCAAGACGAAGAAAUCGACUUGGGAGCCCUUGCAGCAAAGUUCUUCCCUGACCUCGGCGUUCUCGACAACCAGGACGUGUGCCCUUCGAUGAAGGCGUUCACACUCGGCGACCCAUCGGGUGACCUGAAUAUUCCAUUCUUGAAGGCGCCAGACGACUGGCGUGAGCAGAAGAAAGGGUCCACUACGCCUGCGCCACCUACACUUGAUGGGAAUAUCAACUUGUCAGAUCAAACUGGUAUAUUCCUGGACGGUACAAAUGCCAUGGGCUUCGAUGACGAUGACGACGAUGGCGGUCUGCUCGGCGGCUUUGACGUGGCCGAUAACGUUGGCUUCGGCGAGGGCGGUGAGGCGUGGGCAAAGGAUGCAGCGAUCGAGGCGCAGACGCGGGUCGUGCAGGCCGGGGAGAUGGACGAUAAUCUUCUCGAGGGUGACAACAAUGCUUAUGCACUGUCUCUGCAGCACAAGUACCAAGAAGACGCCGAGCACGAGAGCAUAAUGGCGUAUUUCGACAAAGCGUUCAACUCUAGAGCAAAAGGCAAGAUGGCGUUCAUGACACUGGAGAACUGGCGCAUGCAGAAGAUUCAGAAAGCUGCGCAAGCUGAGAAUGCGCCAGCGUCACGACAGCGCAAGGAGAAGGAGCCUUUCGAGAUUGACUUCCUGGGUCCCAUGUCAGAGAAUCUGAAAGAGCUGCUUGAGGCGCCGGCGGUACUGAACAGCCAAAUCAGUCUACCCAAGGCGCAAUGGAAAACCAAGGGACGCAACCUGCUGGACAAGGACGACGAAGUGGUUGAUCCGAGAAAGUUGAUGAGACUAUGGACAAAGCCCAAGUGUCGCGUUGGUCGACGUAAGGGCAAGAUGGGCGUCAUUGAUGAGGGCUUCGGGGCUAGAAAUAGGCUCGCCAUUAUCAACGGCCAGCAAGGCGAUGUUGACGAAGACGAGGAAGAUGAGGGGCGCAAGGGCGAUUACGAUGCCGACUUCUUCGCCGACGAUGAUCAGAUGCCGUUCUUUGAUGGCCCGCUACCCAUUGACGACGAUGACGACGGGCUCGGUGUCGGUGGUAUGGACGUUGGGGACGAGGGUCAGGCCUUCAUGGACGCGAGAGAAAUGUUGUCACCACCUCCACCGGACGGGCAGCAUCAGCAGCAGAAUGACGGAUUCAUGGGCAUGAUGGAAGAUGGUGGCGUGCCGAACCAGGAUUCGCAAGAGGGUGGUGCAGCUAGCCAGGAUCCUCAAGCGCAGCAAAACGUCUUGGAUCUACUUCCGGGCAGUUUCGGCAGUCAACUCGUGACGCAGGCCGGGCGUCGCUUGAGGCCAGAGUAUGUCAAUUAUGCGCGAACGGCGAAGAAGGUGGAUGUGAGGAGGUUGAAGGAGAAUAUGUGGAAAGGGAUGAGUGAGAAAUUGGCAUUGUUGACUAUUAAUGUGUUUGAAAAGCCGACGAGUAAGCAGGAGGAGGAGCAGCAGGAGCAACAACAGCAACAAGUGUCGGCUGCUGAUGAGGAUGUUGACAUGAUGGACGUGGACGUGGACGCUCAUGAAACGUCACAGGAUCAGGACCAACUUCAAGGCGAAUUGCAGCAGCAAGUCGAUGGUGAUGCAGAUCCGGACCGAAGUGUUCAGGGCCAGGCUGGACAAGAGGACGGUCUGAAAUUCACAGAACUCAUCCAGGACCUUCGUGGCGUCUACCCGGAGCAGCAGAUGAAGGACAUCAGCACGAGUUAUUGUUUCAUCUGUCUGUUGCACCUGGCCAACGAAAAGGGCCUGGUCCUCGAGGGUGAGCUCGACGGGGAGAGGGCCAUGCAGGAGAUCAUGGUCAUGAGGGAUAAGAGCGUCGGUGAAGGGUAUGAAGGGGAGUGAUUGAGGAUCAUGUAUUCCGUACAAGCUGAGCAUUUGCCUUUGGUUGGUUUUUUUGGGCACCCGUGUACACACAGUCGUACUCGAAUGAUACCUAAUGAUGAUGAUGUCUUUUUUUCUGGUG